CAGACAAGAAAAUAAGCUGAUAUAUACUCAUGUCUUAACCUUGGUAAUUGCAUACAUUAAUACGUUAUCCCAUAUAAAUAAAUAAUGACAUCAAUUACAGAACUGUUCCUCAGACAUUUCUUUCUGAGGCUCAGUUUCAUUCGCUUUCCUAGCCUUUCUUUUCCUUUCAAUUCCCUCAAUCUCACUUUUCCUUCCCUUCCAUUCUCAUCCCGUCAUAUUCAUUCCCUUCCCUUCCGCUCUCUUCCUAUCUUCCUUCAAGCUGUCCCUUCUUAAAUGUUACCCUCACGACCCGUUGGAAAGCCCAUUGACAUGUUUCUCAUUUUGUGGUAUUUAGUUAUAUUUUCGUGAAGAUGUGACCCAGUGAGAAGUUAUCGCAACCCAGGGCAGUAGCGUGACGCCUAUUUUGAAGUUUCCUGUAUCAGUCGUCACGAACGCAUUUUCUUGGUCGUUUAAAGUUCGAUGUAUUUCAGGUCACGACGCAGUAUGUCGGUCUUUUGAAAUUUCUUGUAUCAGACGUCACGACACUUAGUAAAACUCAGGUGUUUCGGUCUUGCUUACAGUCCGAGGUCCAGCAGGAUGUCACGGAAGUCCCUGCUGUUACUGGCGGGGUUGUGGGUGGCUCUAGCGACCUCUGACGUCCCUAACAGCCCCUCUCCUCCUACGAUAACACCUGCUGCUACCACGACCGCUACUACUGAGCCGUCGGGGAGGAGCAUAACGCCCCCUCCUGAUGUCACGGCUGAGGUUAUCAUCCUCGCUACCCCUUCGGACAUUACCACGACGCCCCAUGAAGUCAGUCCUAGGGUAGCGAGUCUUGGCAGCACCCACGUCAGUAUCUCCCCCACCAGCUCUUCGUCGCAUGCUUCUGAAGGUUCUACAAACACCAGGGUGCCUCAAAGUGGGCCGCGGGUGCUGUCGAAGCGUUCUGAGGCCCGGGGGUUGUUGGUGGGUGAGAGGGCCAAGCUGGGUGUGUGUUCCCCGCCCACCGCCACCCGCUACCUCACCGUCACGUCCACCCAGGUCGUCCCCACCGUCACCUACGCCACGGCGACGCAGUACAUCCCCACCGUCAUCAGUAAGGAGCUGACGGAGUUGGUGGUGCGGACGUCGACGCUGGGGCUCACGCAGACGGUAACCACCUACGCCAGGCCAGUCCUCAUUACCCAAACUCAGGUGUUCACGGCGCCCAGGUACGUGACGCAGGUACAGCGACACACCCAGACCAGAUACGUCACGGACACGCACACACGCACGUACACGGACACGCUGGCGCAGACGGCGGUGCUGACGCAUACGAGGGUCACCACCAGCACCGCCUACGCCACCGUCACCACCACCACCACCACUACACUCCACCGCACCGUCCAGUACACCGCCACCAGGACACAGUACGUGACAAGAACCGUGAGUCGCGCCCAGUACUUCGUGCAGACCCUCACCUCGCCCUACCGCGUGUACCAGACCGUCACCCACACCACCACAGAGGACGAGUACAUCACCUCGACAUCGGUCCACAUCACCACGCUCUUGGUCAGCAGCUGCUCCCCCUCCCCCAUGUACACCCGUCCUGUGAAGGCUCCCUACUAUUACUAAGCGGACGUGGGAUGGGCGAGGGAGCAAGGGAAGGAUUGAGGAAGGGGAGGAGGAAGGGUGGUUGGAAGAAUGGUGUUGUGAAAGGAUUGGUGAGGUAACAGUGUAUUAGGGAAGUAAUAGUAAGGGAUUGACGAGGGGAGAGGAAAAGGUAAAGGUGAGGGGAGAGGGAGAGGUAGGGGUGAGGGGAGAGGAAGACCUUGCUGAGAGGGUGAAGAAGAAGUGAAAGAAUGGUGAAAGAAAAGGAGGAAGAGGAAAUAGGGAAAGGAUUGAGGGACUGGUGAAGGAAGAAGACACGCAGACAGGUGGAGAGGAGGAGAAAAAGUGGGGAAGAAAAGGGGAAAGAAUAACCGGUGGAAGAAAAAAAACAGGAGGAGAGGAACUGAGGAGAAUAUAUGGAAAGUGGAGAAAGGACAGACAGCAAGAGAAACAAGAUGACGGAGGAGGCAGAAAUAAAGAAAAAAAUACUUACAAAACAGAAGGAAGAUAAAACAGUAGGAGAAAGUAUUGAAAAGAGAAUUAAGGUAGAAAGAGACAGUAAGGUAAGGAGGAGGAAGGGGGAUGAAGAGAAAGGGAGAGUAAGGACAAGGGUAUGAAGGAACAGAGGAGGAUGAAAAGACGAGAGAAAGGAGGAGGUGAAGGAAUGACGAAGGGAGAGGAACAGGGUGAGAAGGGUGCAUGGAGAGGUGAGAGAAGGGAGAAGGGUGAGAAGACAGGAUGACGGUGAAGGAACGUAUAGUGAGAGAUUGAGGAGAGGGGAGGCAGAGGGCGAAGAGGAGGAAGGGAGAAUGAAGGAAUGAGGAAGGAAGGAAGGAAGGGCGAGGGAGAAAUGAGGAGGUAGAGGUCAAGGUAAUUUCUGAGGCAAGGAAAGGAAGAAAAGGUAAAAAUUGUCUACUUUGAUUUGUCUUCUGGUAAUUUUGGGGUUGAAGAUU
Messenger RNA from Eriocheir sinensis (Chinese mitten crab), 2522 nucleotides. Its product is annotated as polycystic kidney disease protein 1-like 3. NCBI's taxonomy places the organism in Eukaryota, Metazoa, Arthropoda, Malacostraca, Decapoda, Varunidae. The transcript is spliced from 4 exons. The record is from RefSeq and is a predicted model, not a curated record. The coding region runs from base 577 to 1593 and encodes 338 amino acids.